This is a messenger RNA of Trichogramma pretiosum, 3256 nucleotides long. RefSeq names its product putative RNA-binding protein 15B (gene nito). NCBI's taxonomy places the organism in Eukaryota, Metazoa, Arthropoda, Insecta, Hymenoptera, Trichogrammatidae. Gene Ontology annotation, molecular function: mRNA binding. The record is from RefSeq and is a predicted model, not a curated record. The transcript is spliced from 2 exons. The coding region runs from base 420 to 2711 and encodes 763 amino acids. Gene Ontology annotation, biological process: regulation of alternative mRNA splicing, via spliceosome. Gene Ontology annotation, cellular component: nucleus.
UCUGAAGUAAGCUGGUAUAGUUAGUCUGCAUAUUGAACGUGCACGCACGCCCAUAACUGACUGACUAAGUGUUCCGGGUCCGGUCAGUAGUGCGUACGCUCUGGAUCAACUCCAUUCGUCUAGACUUUACACGUCGACUUUACUACAGGGAGUAAAUCGAUGAUCGUCUUAUUCAUUGCCACAGCAGCAGUAGCAGUUUAGCAAGGUUAUUCAAAAGUCAAAAGUGGAAAGGAGAUAGAGAGUGAGAGAGAGAGCGCGCGCGCCAGACCGAGAUACAGGUAGUGCGUGCUGCUAGUUCAAUGCGCAUAGCUUUUUCUGCGUUAACCGACAGAAGAGGCACGACGUAUAACGAGAGUGGUCCACGAAUUCGCCCCUGAAGUUAGCGAAAACCAGCUCCAGCAAGUGAAAGAGUUGCGUUGAUGAUUGGGCUUGGUAGAGACGAAGGAAGACAUAAGAUAACGGUGAAGAUACGCAACAACAUGAAGCGAAGCUCGAGUCGGGACUCGCCGCCUCCACGUUCCAAGAGAGGCCGGUCCUCGUUAGGACGGUACGAUGACUCAAGUGACGAACGUGUCACCCCAGAACGUGUACGUCGUCGUAGUCGUGGUGCAAGAAGUCCAUCACCACCUCCAAGAUCUCGGUACAUUGAAUCCAGCUCUCAUCGUGAAGAAUAUCCUCCAAGGCCACCCCGUGAAGUUCCAGCCGAACGUCCAAGUUAUUACAAAGUUUUAUGCAUCUCAGGUAUACAUCCUAAAGCAAGUGAUGAAGCAAUCAAGGAAACUAUUUAUCGAGAGUAUAAAAAAUUUGGUGAAUUUUCUAUCCGUAUUUCGCACAACUUGGAUGAGCCUAUUGCUUAUGUCUGCUUCCGCAACCACGAGGAUGCUCGCGAUGCCAAGUAUGCUAAACCCCGCAUACCCAUUUAUGACAAGCUUUGCCCCGUGGAAUCGGUGUACGAGCGGCCAGAGACGGCAGCUUAUCGCCGACCUCGGUCUAUUUCUCCGCCCGAGUACGAUAGAUAUGCCUACUCAAGAUCCCCAGGACCGACUGAUCGACAUAGACCAGUUGAACGCUAUGAUCGAGGAGUUUACGGACCUCCUGUUGCGUUGCCUCCUCGUGACCUGCGCAGAGAAGCGAUUCCACCACCGCAUCAUGAGUUUGUUCGACCACCUUUGCACCAUGGACCACCCCACGUACAUCCAGGUCCACCCCACGGACACUACGGACCUCCCAGGCACAUGAUGGUCAGACAUCCUGCUCAUGGUUUUGAGCGUGUUGAAAACAAGAAAGACAAAUUCCCAAAUUAUCUGCACCAUGUUCAACCAGAGGAUGAUCCUCUGGCUACUCGAACUUUAUUUGCCGGUAAUUUGGAAAUUAACAUCACCGAAGACGAACUGCGCCGUAUUUUUGGCAAGUACGGAAUAGUGGAUGAUAUAGAUAUCAAAAGACCACCACCAGGUACAGGUAAUGCUUACGCCUUCGUGCGUUUUCAAACUCUGGAUAUGGCUCACCGUUGUAAAGUUGAACUUUCUGGGCAGUACAUUGGGAAGUUUCAAUGUAAGAUUGGCUACGGAAAAGCCACUCCAACCACUCGUAUUUGGGUAGGUGGUCUAGGUCCCUGGACUUCAAUUGCUCAAUUAGAACGUGAAUUUGAUCGUUUCGGAGCUAUCAAAAAGAUCGAUUACAUUAAAGGUGAUACGACUGCUUAUAUUCUUUACGAUUCAAUCGAUGCAGCUCAAGCUGCUGUAAAGGAAAUGCGAGGCUUUCCUCUUGGUGGUCCAGAACGCCGCUUGCGCGUCGACUUUGCUGAUGUGACUCCUAGUGCUGGAUUUAGGCCUAGACCAUACCCUGAAGAAACCGCAGAGUUCAGACCUCGUGGUGAAUAUGAUCCAGGUUAUGAUCCUUACGGUGGUGAAACUGAUGCCACUUAUGGAGCAAGAAGUUUUAGAGGACGCGGUGCUUACCAUGAAGGAAGAGGAGGACGCAGGGGUGCUUACCGGGGUGGUUAUCCCGAUGGUGGUUAUCCAAGGGAAGAUCCCUACAGACCAGAAGCCGAUUACGAUGGUCCGCGAAGAAGGUCAUUGUCUCGUGAACCAGGUGUAGAUAGAUCACACUCUCGUUCCCCAAGAAGACGACCAGCUGAUAGCGACUCGGACUCUGAAAAUACGCGGGGUGGAAUGUUGAACAGUUCGCGUACUCUUAGUGACGUUGCCCGUAAAUCGGUUGCGAAUUGGCAGGGUGCUCUGAUUCUAAAGAACAGUUUAUUCCCAGCCAAAUUCCAUUUAACAAGCGGUGACACUGAAAUUAUUGAUGCCCUUAUGAAAGACGAAGAUGGAAAACAUAUGCUCAGAAUUACACAGCGUCUUAGGCUUGAUCCGCCCAAACUAGAGGAUGUGUCAAAGCGUAUGCAAUCGGCGAGCUCCCACGCAAUAUUUUUAGGACUUUCUGGAUCAAGCACUAGUGUUACAAAUGACGAUGCAAAUGUACAAACCAGGCCGCUUCGCAAUCUUGUAUCUUAUCUCAAACAAAAAGAGGCAGCUGGUGUUAUUUCUUUACUAAAUAAGGAUACAGAAAGUACUGGGGUUUUAUAUGCUUUUCCUCCUUGUGCAUUUUCUACUGAACUACUAAAACGCACAUGUCCAAAUCUUAGUGAAGAGGGGCUCAAAGAAGAUCUUCAUCUUGUUAUUGUCGUUGUGAAAGGUGGUAGCGCUUAAAUGUCUACAUAAUUUUUUUAAUAUAGUUUGAUGAUCAUGAAAGAUGGAAACUCUAACAAAGGUACUAUUUACUGAAUAAGCAAAUAUUUCAAAGAUUGAACAUUUUGCAAAGCUGUAUCAUCUCAUACAGUACUUAUCAUAAGUAAUGACAGAUAAAGAUAAAAAAUCAAGUAUAGCUUUUGUUUAUAUUAAAGUCCAAAUAAUAUGUUGUAAAAAAGCUACAGAUACCAAACUCAACUUGGUAAUUACGUAACUAUUGAACAUGUAAAUAGAAUGAUUAUAUGAUUAUAACAUUUAUCAAUUAAUUUUAAAAAUUAGCUGUAACUACUAUAUAUAAAAAAAAUAUGAAAACUUAACAAAUUUGAUAAAAAUAUUUUUUAUUAUUUAUUGGGAUAAAAAAAUUAUCCAAUCACUAUACCUAUGUUAGUUUAAUGCAAAGAUUACUAAUAAACAAAAACUGGUAUAAUUUUUAAUAGAUAACCUGUAAUUUACAAUGCCUUAAGCUCUGAAAUAAACAAUUUAAUUUUGAUGACUUUCUAAAAAUA